AUGGUAUCCAAGUUUUCACUCAUUCUCUGUGUUGUGGCCAUCUGGGCAGUUGAUGUGGCUCACUGUGCUUCAGGUUCACCAAACAAUGCUCCAGCACCGUCCGUCGAUUGUACAAGCAUGGUCAUGAACAUGGCUGAUUGCUUGUCCUUCGUGAGCAACGACAGCACCGCAACCAAACCAGAAGGAACAUGCUGCUCUGGCUUAAAGACUCUGCUUGAGACUUCUACAGAUUGCCUCUGUGAAGCUUUCAAGAGUAGCUCUACCUUUGGUGUGAUCUUGAAUGUCACUAAGGCUUUGACUCUUCCUGCUGCUUGCAAACUCUCUGAUCCUUCUCUCGCUAAAUGUGGACUGUCUGAAACACCCGCCGGUGCUCCUGGUAUGUUUACUCAGCCCACUGAAAGCGGCUCUCCAAACAAACCUUUAACUGAGCUAUCUCCAGCACCAAAAGCAUCUCCCCGGAACGCAGCAUCAGCAUUGUCCCCCAUUUCAGCAGUAUCCAUGUUUGUUAGCCUUUUGGUAGCUGUAUUCUCGGGCUUUUGA
Molecule: messenger RNA, 540 nt
Organism: Gastrolobium bilobum
Lineage: Eukaryota; Viridiplantae; Streptophyta; Magnoliopsida; Fabales; Fabaceae
Product: non-specific lipid transfer protein GPI-anchored 31-like
Exons: 3
Coding region: 1-540 (179 amino acids)
Biological process (GO): lipid transport
Molecular function (GO): lipid binding
Source: RefSeq, a predicted model, not a curated record